AGUUAUGCGUCGGUCUCGGUUUCUUGCAAGACAUCACAAACCCUACCCUUUCCCUCCCUUUCCCUCCACUCAUAUUUGCCCACAAACCCAUCCCACACAACCUAUAAGAACGACCACAUCCUCUCCUACCAAUCCAAUCUACAAAGAACUUCAUAUCAUACAUAGAGAUAGAAUUGGAGCCGUUCUUGCAAUUUCAAGACUUGGGGUCAGCAUUAGCGACGGAGAAAAUGGAGAUCAAAGUGCGGGACGAUAGCUCGACGGAGCAAAGCCUCCCGCUCUUGAACGAUGAGCUCCUUCCGGAUGACGCUGAUAGGAGGAACGCGAUACAAAAGGCUAUGAGACAGACGUUUGAGAGCACCGCCCAUUUGGCCAACCUCUUGCCCACCGGGACGGUCCUCGCGUUCCAGCUCCUAUCCCCGAUUUUCUCGAACCAAGGCCACUGCGACCCGGUCAGUCGGGCCAUGACCACGGGCCUGGUGCUCCUCUGCGGCCUGUCCAGUUUCCUCCUCUGCUUCACCGACAGUUUCAGGGACAAGAAGGGAAACGUGUGUUACGGGUUCGCCACGCCUCACGGCCUGUGGGUGAUUGACGGGUCGGACACGCUCCCGCCCGAGCUCAAGGAUCGAUACAGGCUGAGGUUCAUAGACUUCGCGCACUCGCUCAUGUCGGUUCUGGUGUUUGGCGCGAUCGCACUUUUUGAUGAGAACGUGGUGAACUGCUUCUACCCGGCGCCGUCGGACGAGACGAGGGAGGUGCUGACGGCGUUGCCGGUGGGGAUCGGAGUCAUCUGCACCAUGUUGUUCGUCGUGUUCCCGACCAAGCGGCACGGGAUCGGUUUUCCGCUUUCUGGCAAUUGAACCCCACCACAUCUAGAAUCCUUGUCUUUUGAGACAAUGCACAGUUGCAGAUUUGAAUGUGUUCAUUCCUUAACAUCAUCCUAAUUCCUUUCGGAGUGGAUCAUGUCUUCGAGAACAAUAAAAGAAUGACUUCCAUCGCUUA
Syzygium oleosum is the source of this 999-nucleotide messenger RNA. RefSeq names its product protein DMP4-like. The transcript has a single exon. The record is from RefSeq and is a predicted model, not a curated record. Gene Ontology annotation, biological process: endomembrane system organization. Bases 228 to 857 code for a protein of 209 amino acids. Lineage: Eukaryota; Viridiplantae; Streptophyta; Magnoliopsida; Myrtales; Myrtaceae.